GGUGGGUUGACAUUUUGCCUAGAAUAGAUUGUUUGUCGAUAUUUUUCCUAUUUUUUCUCUCGUUUUCUAAUUUAAUGCUCAACACACUCUAUCCCUAUCCCCAUCUCUAUUGUAGUCUGCAUUUCCAACAACAAUUUGACGGCGCCAACCAGUCUCGAUCCGCCUAUCACUCCGUUUGCUUCUGCCGCCAGCGGAAGGAUAAAACAUAAAGAAGCAAACCAUCACACAAAUUGCCUCGUUUCAUAAUUUUGCAAACAAGAAACAUUGUGUGCUCAGGUGCUGUAAUCAGAUAAAGCGAGUUGGGGUUUGAUAUUUACAUCAAUGGCUACAUGCACUUCCCCUUAUUUUACACCUCCGGAUGCUGGGAGACGGGCUGGGGUAUUGACUGUUCUUGGAGGGAGAAUUUCCCCAUUGAAAAUUGUUGAAGAAAGGAAUGGGUUUUCUGGUGUAACUCAAAAAUGUGGUUCAGGUCUCCCACAGUUGAAAUGUUCGGCCAAUUCCCAUAGUGUGAAUCAGUUUCAUAGCAAGGACUCGUUUCUGAACCUACACCCUGAGAUCUCGAUGCUUAGAGGUGAGACGAGCACUACCAUGAUCAACCCAAGACAGGAUUCGUCAAGUGGAAAUGUUACUGAGAGUGUUAGAGACUUAUCUACUUUGAACAAUUAUAGUGAGGCCAAGAUCAAGGUUAUUGGCAUUGGAGGUGGUGGAUCCAAUGCUGUUAACCGUAUGAUAGAGAGUGAAAUGAAGGGGGUUGAGUUCUGGAUAGUUAACACUGACAUCCAAGCCAUGAGGAUAUCACCCAUCUUUCCUGAGCAUCGCUUGCAGAUUGGUGGAGAGCUUACUCGAGGACUCGGUGCUGGUGGGAACCCAGAAGUUGGUAUGAGUGCUGCUAAUGAAAGCAAAGCAGCAAUAGAGGAGGCAGUUGAUGGAGCAGACAUGGUCUUUGUCACUGCUGGAAUGGGUGGGGGAACAGGCACUGGGGGAGCCCCUGUAAUUGCUGGAAUCGCAAAAUCCAUGGGCAUUUUGACUGUUGGUAUAGUCACCACUCCAUUCUCAUUUGAAGGACGAAGAAGAGCUGUUCAAGCUCAGGAAGGAAUCGCAGCUUUAAGAGAAAACGUUGAUACCCUCAUUGUCAUUCCAAAUGAUAAACUGCUCACUGCAGUUUCUCCAUCCACACCAGUAACAGAUGCAUUCAAUCUUGCUGAUGAUAUUCUUCGACAAGGAGUUCGGGGUAUCUCCGAUAUUAUCACGAUUCCAGGGUUAGUAAAUGUAGAUUUUGCAGAUGUGAGAGCUAUUAUGGCUAGUGCCGGUUCUUCAUUAAUGGGAAUCGGAACUGCUACAGGAAAAACCAGGGCCAGAGAUGCUGCACUAAAUGCCAUUCAAUCUCCUUUACUAGAUAUUGGUAUAGAGAGAGCAACCGGAAUUGUGUGGAAUAUAACUGGUGGCAAUGAUCUAACAUUGUUUGAGGUAAAUGCUGCAGCAGAGGUCAUAUAUGAUCUUGUGGAUCCAAGUGCCAACUUAAUUUUCGGUGCUGUAGUAGAUCCGUCUAUAAGUGGUCAAGUGAGCAUAACUUUGAUAGCCACUGGUUUUAAACGUCAAGAAGAAGUUGACGGGAGGAAUCCCCAGGCAAAUCUGGUUGGGCAAGCAGAUUCAAACAGACGGUCUUCGUCGUCGUUUCUAGAAGGCGGUGCUGUUGAGAUACCUGAGUUCUUGAGGAAGAAAGGACGGUCUCGCUAUCCAAGAGCUUAAUUACUUGUUCUUCUUAUCAUGCUUCUGUAUAGGAUAGGAUUUUGGUUUUUCUUUCAUUCAGUUUAUUAGCUCCACAUCCUGUCAAAUAAAAUAAAAUUUUAUAUGUAUACAAGCUAUCUGUACUUCUUUUCUUUCAAACAGCCCCACCCUCAACUUGCGAUUAUUAUUUCUUAAUGUUAGUUUUGAAACAAAAUCCUUUGAAUGUUAAAGUUCUGGUUGUCCAAGUGUUAUACA
Messenger RNA from Salvia splendens (bonfire salvia), 1983 nucleotides. RefSeq names its product cell division protein FtsZ homolog 2-2, chloroplastic. NCBI's taxonomy places the organism in Eukaryota, Viridiplantae, Streptophyta, Magnoliopsida, Lamiales, Lamiaceae. Gene Ontology annotation, cellular component: cytoplasm; chloroplast. Gene Ontology annotation, molecular function: GTP binding; GTPase activity. The coding region runs from base 322 to 1749 and encodes 475 amino acids. The record is from RefSeq and is a predicted model, not a curated record. Gene Ontology annotation, biological process: chloroplast fission. The transcript is spliced from 9 exons.